Histoplasma capsulatum G186AR is the source of this 1671-nucleotide messenger RNA. RefSeq lists its product as uncharacterized. The coding region runs from base 1 to 1671 and encodes 556 amino acids. Gene Ontology annotation, molecular function: ubiquitin binding; phosphatidylinositol binding. The transcript is spliced from 4 exons. Gene Ontology annotation, cellular component: actin cortical patch. The record is from RefSeq and is a predicted model, not a curated record. NCBI's taxonomy places the organism in Eukaryota, Fungi, Ascomycota, Eurotiomycetes, Onygenales, Ajellomycetaceae. Gene Ontology annotation, biological process: endocytosis; actin cortical patch localization; actin filament organization.
AUGAGAUCCACACUGACGCCUUUGCAACUGCUUUUUCGUUCAGCUCAAUCCGCGUUUCGCGCUUCCUCCCACCCACCAGACUCUCCAGAAGCUAUCAUAUUGGUUGAGCUUACUUCCUUCUGCGAAUCCGGAGGCCCAAACAAUACAGGAGAUGAAUACCUACACUUACCCGCCAUCGUCGAAGCGGCGGAAUCAAGCCCUGCUGCGGCGAAGGCCGCUGCGGACACUAUCAGCCGAGUACUUUCCAACCCAGCUAGCAAAAAGGGCUACAAGCAGUACAAUGCCAUCAUGCUCAUCCGCAUCCUGUCUGACAACCCCGGCACGACCUUCACGCGCAACUUCGAUAGCAAAUUCGUAUCGAUAGCUAAAAAUUUGUUACGCGAAGGGCGGGAUAUGAGCGUACAGCAGAUCCUGCGAGAGACGCUUGAGUUUCUCGCUGUACAAAAAAGUCAUGACACGAAUGUGGCACCGCUGGUGGAAAUGUGGAAGAAGGAGAAGCUGAAGUUUGAGAAGGCUAUGGGUGUUAGCGCUGGACCAUGGGUUCAGCCACUUAUUCCGGGACAACGGGAUGAUUACUUUGCGCGCUCGCAUCGCUCUAGCGGCCUACCCACACCCGAAGAGCUCUCCGCCAGGAUAACAGAAGCAAACAUCUCCGCGUCUUUGCUUCUCCAGUUCGUGCAGUCGACGCCAACAGCGGAAUUCUACUCGAAUGACCUCCUAAAGGAAUUCUCCGCACGGUGCCAAGCUGCCGCCAAAUCUAUCCAGGGAUACAUGAACGCGACGAAUCCCUCGCCGGACGAAGAUACGAUGCUCACUCUAAUAGAGACAAACGAUAGACUCUCCGCCGCGUUCUCGAAAUACCAGCGUGCUGCGGUCGUUGCCAGAAGGAACGCCAGUAGAACAGAUUCUCAAGAAGCGGUUCCCCCUGCUUUGCCACCGUUGGCAGCACCACAACAGCAGCCUCUUUAUCAGGCCGGGCAGGCUCUACAGAACUUCGAAGUUCCGAGCGCGGCUAAGCGCUCCGUCCCUCUCCUCUCCAUCCCGCGCAAAGCGUUGAGCAAAUUCCGUGGAGACAAGCCGCAGCAGCCAGGAGACCACCAAGACCCACCGCACCAACAACACCCUGCCCAUCCCCCACGAACUGCCUCGGAAAACACCAACCACUCAAACCCAAACCCGAACCCGACCCCGACCUCGACCUCGACUUCGCAAACCCCACCCCUCCAAUCCGCUGUCUCCCCACUAGCUACCACCCCACCCUCAUUCCCCCUCUCAAAUAACCAAAACCGGAAUAACAACCUGACCUCCCCCUCCCGCACCACAGCCCUAACCAGUCACGCACUCCACAACAGCAACGACGAAUUCACCUCCUCUUCCUACCAGUACAACUCCAGCGAAUUCCAGGUCGAGAACCCCUUCGCGGAUACAUACAGCACGCCUUUCCCCGACGAUAAUGCCAAUAGCAAUCAUUCUACAGCGACCACAACGACGACGUUGGCCAGACACCGCGGUCCAGCUGCCGGUCCAGCUGCGGAUGGAAAUACAGAUGAAGAUACCACACCAAUGACGAGUAGCACGUACUAUCCUGACGCGCGGAAUGUGAUGGUUGAUGGGAAUAUGCCAGGAGCGGCGAUUGAGACGGGGACUGGGGGUCGGGGCUUGGGGGGUUAA